Molecule: messenger RNA, 2464 nt
Organism: Cuscuta epithymum
Lineage: Eukaryota; Viridiplantae; Streptophyta; Magnoliopsida; Solanales; Convolvulaceae
Source: the annotation of a GenBank genome assembly
UUUCAAACUAGAUCAAAAUAGACUUGAAUUAAAUUUAAAAUAUACAUAAAUCGGACAUUUACCGCACCAAACUAGCCCAGUUCAAACUUUACCAGACCAGAUCAUACUAAAUCAGACCUGACCUGACCUGAUCGACAAAUUUUAAUCCAAAUAAAAACAUCCUUACUCAAUCAAGCACAAAUUAUAUUGACUAACCUUUAGUUAUAUUUUUGUGGAUAAAUGUCUACAUGUAUGCGCGUGUGUACGAAUUUGUAUCAAAUGACAUACAAUGUCCUAAAAAUCAAAGUUUUCUUGGUGACACAAAAAUUUACUUUAAGUAAAUUUACUAAAAGAGGGCUCUAUUGUUUUUUCACAUUUGAUCUCCAUUUGCACGGAAACCGCUCACCAAAGUUGAUGUUGUGUUCUACUUCGAAGCAGAAUUCCGGCGGCUCUAAAUGGCUAGACCGGCUCCAAUCAUCCAAGGGCUUCCCACCCUAUGACUUCGUCAACCUCGAACACUUCUUGCUUCACCAUACUUCUACUUCGCUCAAUUCUCCCCCAAUUAACCCCGCUCUUCUGAGGUCGGAAGACAUCAGUUCCGAAUUCUGCUCGAAUGGAGCAGGAUCGGAGAAAGAACCGGUGCUCGAAGCUUCUGUCAACGACGGAGGAACGAAAUUGGUCAAUGCUUUUAGCCAUGUCCUCUCUGAGCUUUUUAAUAUGGGAGAAUCGAGUAAUUAUGCAGCACAUAAAAAGGAGUCUCGGAAACAAUCAAACCCUAGAAUUUUCUCUACUUUUACUUCGGCGGAAUUCAGUAAUGUUUCUGGCUCCUGAGAUUAACGAGGGAAACAAAGAAUAGCGUCACCCAUCAGCGAUGAUCAGACUAGAGGAGAAAUGAAGGAACUGAAUGACCAGGUGAAGCUACUGGAGCAAGGGCAGGAUUUCGUGGUGAGUGAGGAGAGGAUGGAUGCAAAUUUAUUGGGAUAUUCCAAGUGUGAGGUUACUGUGAAUGACAUGAGCUGCGCGCCAUGGAAAUUUGAUAAAUUGUGGUUCAGAAAGAAGACUGUAUGGAAGGUUUGUGACAAGAGAACAAAUACACUAUAUCUAGGUGAUGUACUUAUAUUUUACACACUUUUUAGACUUAGUUUGUUGUUAACUGUAGUUAUUAAAGUUCUACUUUUGUACAUAUUUUUAUUAUUUGUCGUUAGUUUGUAUUAGUGCAGUUCUAUACGGGUAUUUUAUAUUUUCAGGUACAUUUGAUGCUAUUUGGAUACAUUUGAGUGUGAAAAAAAGAAGAAAAUAAAAGUUCAAGUUGGAGGUCAAUAAAAAUGGAAUUUCCUUCAAAGCAAAUAAGGAGUAAAUUGAAGAAAAGAAACAAAAAAAUGAAAAGAAAGGAGUUGGGGAUCGAACAUAGGUCAUUGGGCAAGAAGCAAAAAUAACAAACCAACGAGCUAGUUCUCAUUGUUGUGAAGAAGUCAGCUGACAAUUAUUAUACGGGGGAAUUUGACUUUGCACCCCACUUUUUGGGUGAUAUUGUACUUUGCACCCCAUUUUCAAAAAACUUUGACUUUGCACCCCAACACCUACCAUUUUGUGAAGAAAAAUUUCUAAAUGGGGUGCAAAGUCAAAGGAAUUUUAAGUUAAAUGAGGUGCAAAAUCAAAGCUUUUUCAAAAUGGGGUGCAAAGUUCAAUAUCACCCAAAAAGUGGGGUGCAAAGUCAAAUUCCCCCUUAUUAUACUCCUUGUGAACGCAACAAAGAAAAGAAGAACAAAAUGAUGAAGCUAAGAAUUGAUCCCAUGACCUCCGAAUUUUCCCUUAGUCACUCAACCACUACACUAAAUCAAACUGUUGGAACAUCACUGCACUGUGUUGUACAUAAACUUAUCUCUUCCGUAAAUUCCAGCAAUGAUUAAUCACCUUAUAUCAUUAUAUGGCCUAAUACAUCCCCUUCCACACAUAAUCUCGAGCCAACUUCUCUCUACACAUCCCAAAACAUUUCCUCCUCCUUCUCUUUUCAUUCUUCACCUUCAAAUCAUCAACUCAUCUUCAACCACAACUAAUCACUUCCUUAUCCAAGAUUAAGUCAAGAUUAGCCCCAAAGCUUCAAGGAUUGUCAUCUAUCACAAGUUUGAUCUUCCUUAUCUCAUUAAAUCUUGUACUUUAAUUAUGGAUUCAUCUAUUUCUAUGCUUCCAAACAUGUAUAGCUAAAUAAAUUUGGGGCUAGAAAUUGAUUAAUUAAUUGUUCUUAUUAUGUUUUAAUUUGUAUUGAUUUUAAUUGUUAAGUUUGUUCUACUUAGAUUGUUGUGUCCAGAAAAUUAAUUAAGUUAUGUUUGUGAUAUAUAUUAUGAGUACUCAAUCAUAAACAUUUUGUUUGUUAAAUACACAAAUGAACACUUUCUGAACACACCGUUAAACUUCUUUUACCUUGUCCCGGAUUGAAGUUUUAAGGGAGAAUUUAAUUAUUUAAUUAUAUCAUCUACACCACGGG